GUAAUAUAUAUCUAAAGAUGACUACAGAUGAGCGCAAUUUUAGGUCUAGUUAUUAUGAGAAAGUGGGCUGUUUUAGUGUCGAAGAGAAAAAGUCACUUAAUAAAUUGCUACAGGAUGAUAUUCGCAAUCCCGCAAAGCUAAAGCACUUUGUAUAUACUUUUACGGUUCCAGCACAGCAGCGGAGUCUGCUAUGGAGUCUGAUAAUGGGGAUAAUGCCACUUCAUAAAAGCAACACCGAAUAUGUUCGGGAGCAACGCCGCCAAGUGUAUGAAGAUCUACUACGCGCCGUGAAUGUAAUGCGUUUCGUAGAUGUGGAUAAAUCCAGACAUUUGGUUCUAUACAAAAUGUGGCUACUGGAGAACAAUCGCCUGCUGCACAGCAAUGUGCGAGUUGGGAGUCAGCCAGAUGACAAUCAUUUUAUUGAAAUUGUACGCACCCUACUUGAAAUAUUCGACAAUGAAAUGGAAACAUACUGGAUUGCCAAGGGGUUUUACCAGUACACACGUGAACUCAAAAAGGAAUGCGGCAAACUUAAAGAACUAACACAAGUGCUACUUAAACGCGAAGACAUUGCAUUAUUUUAUGGUUUGGAAAAGCUGGAACUCUUUGACGUCAAUUCAAAGCUGUUAGACGAUUGGUACACAACUUGCUUUGCCGGCGUAAUAUGUGAAACUGUCUUAGUCAAAAUAUGGGAUAAGGUGUGUGGAGGCGCCAAGAAGAUAGUCGUAUUCCUUUUUAUUGAGCUAAUGAAAGACAUAAGAUCUUUUAUAUGUGAUCUGCGAUCUCAAGAGGAACUAAAAGUGUUGGUCGAAAUGAUAAAAGAUCAGGAUGGCGUCAUUGUAAACAAGGCCAUUAAAUCUUGGCAUAGUAAUAACAGUGAAGUUGAGUACGUUCAUUGAGUAAGACUGCAAAAUACCACGUCUUUCUUAUCGGCCACCGUCUGAAGCUCGAGCGUGACAGGGCAUUGCAUCCAAUAAGACAGAAGCUCCUCCGUAUAACCAAUGAGG
Messenger RNA from Drosophila navojoa, 1007 nucleotides. It is a transcript of the gene TBC1d7, whose product is annotated as TBC1 domain family member 7. The record is from RefSeq and is a predicted model, not a curated record. NCBI's taxonomy places the organism in Eukaryota, Metazoa, Arthropoda, Insecta, Diptera, Drosophilidae. Gene Ontology annotation, molecular function: GTPase activator activity. Gene Ontology annotation, biological process: negative regulation of TOR signaling; activation of GTPase activity.